Messenger RNA from Chiloscyllium plagiosum (whitespotted bambooshark), 3127 nucleotides. Its product is annotated as protein kinase C beta type. Gene Ontology annotation, molecular function: zinc ion binding; ATP binding; diacylglycerol-dependent serine/threonine kinase activity. The record is from RefSeq and is a predicted model, not a curated record. NCBI's taxonomy places the organism in Eukaryota, Metazoa, Chordata, Chondrichthyes, Orectolobiformes, Hemiscylliidae. Gene Ontology annotation, biological process: protein phosphorylation.
UGAGAGGCUUGAAUUGGGAAGAGGCGGAGCAACCUGACGUGGUGCUGGGGCUGAAGCAGUCGCAGCCCCGGCUCCUCACUGUGUUGCUAUCUCUCUGCCCGUUCGGCUCACUCCAACAACAACAAAAUAGGUAAGAGCAGCAGCGAGUCGCUGCUUUGUGCGCACUGCUGUUGCUGGUGCAGCUCUUGGAGCAGGGCUGAAGGAUGUCCGACAGUGUGUAUGCGAUGGAAGGCGAGGAGAACACCAUCCGCUUCGCCCGCAAAGGUGCCCUGAGGCAGAAAAACGUUCACGAAGUGAAGGACCACAAAUUCAUCGCCCGCUUCUUCAAGCAACCCACAUUCUGCAGCCACUGCACUGACUUUAUCUGGGGAUUCGGAAAGCAGGGAUUCCAGUGUCAAGUUUGCUCCUUUGUUGUUCACAAACGAUGCCAUGAGUUUGUCACCUUCUCCUGCCCAGGUGCAGAUACAGGACCUGCCUCUGAGGAUCCCCGGAACAAACAUGGCUUUCGGGUUCACACCUAUUCCAGCCCAACAUUCUGUGACCACUGUGGCUCCCUGCUCUACGGCCUCAUUCACCAGGGCAUGAAAUGUGACUCCUGUAUGAUGAACGUGCAUAAGCGAUGUGUAUCAAAUGUACCCAGCAUGUGUGGAAUGGAUCACACUGAACGAAGGGGCCGUAUCUUCAUUAAGGCUGAGAUAAUUAAAGAUCUACUCACUGUCUUAGUGAAGGAGGCUAGGAACCUGGUUCCAAUGGAUCCCAAUGGUCUGUCAGAUCCAUAUGUGAAGCUGAAACUGAUUCCUGAUCCUAAAAGUGAGAGCAAGCAGAAAACCAAGACCAUCAAAUGCUCCCUGAAUCCAAUCUGGAAUGAGACUUUCACAUUCAAUCUGAAGGAUUCUGAUAAGGAUCGACGGCUUUCUAUUGGAAUAUGGGACUGGGAUCUAACCACAAGGAAUGAUUUCAUGGGAUCUCUGUCUUUUGGAAUCUCAGAGCUGCAGAAGGCUGGGGUCAAUGGGUGGUACAAGUUGCUGAGCCAGGAGGAAGGUGAAUAUUACAAUGUGCCAGUGCCACCUGAAGAGGACACUGAAGGAAACGAGGAACUGAGGCAGAAGUUUGAGAGAGCCAGGAUUGGGCCGGGCUCUAAAGCAGCUGAGGAGAAGAGAUCCAGCUCUUGGUCCAAAAUUGACAACAAUGGGAAUCGGGAUCGGAUGAAGCUGACUGACUUCAACUUCUUGAUGGUGCUGGGGAAGGGUAGCUUUGGAAAGGUGAUGCUGGCUGAAAGGAAGGGCACUGAUGAGCUGUAUGCCAUCAAAAUCCUGAAGAAGGACGUGGUGAUCCAGGAUGACGAUGUGGAGUGCACCAUGGUGGAGAAGAGAGUCCUGGCUGCUCCUGGAAAGCCCCAGUUUCUGACUCAACUCCACUCCUGCUUCCAGACAAUGGAACGUUUAUACUUUGUCAUGGAAUAUGUUAAUGGAGGUGAUCUCAUGUACCAGAUCCAGCAGGUUGGCAGAUUCAAAGAACCUCACGCUGUAUUCUAUGCAGCUGAAAUUGCUGUUGGUCUAUUUUUCCUGCACAGUCAUGGCAUCGUUUACAGAGACCUGAAGUUGGAUAAUGUGAUGCUCGAUUCAGAAGGACAUAUAAAAAUAGCUGACUUUGGCAUGUGCAAGGAGAAUAUGUGGGAAGGGGUAACAACCAAAACUUUCUGUGGUACACCCGACUACAUUGCACCUGAGAUAAUUGCCUACCAGCCAUAUGGAAAAUCUGUGGAUUGGUGGGCGUACGGAGUGUUACUGUACGAAAUGCUUGCUGGACAGCCUCCUUUUGAUGGUGAGGAUGAAGAUGAGCUUUUCCAAUCUAUCAUGGAGCAUAAUGUAACUUACCCAAAAUCAAUGUCCAAAGAAGCUGUCUCCAUUUGUAAAGGACUUUUAACGAAGCAUCCAGCCAAACGCCUGGGAUGUGGACCUGAGGGCGAGCGAGACAUCAAGGAACAUGCAUUUUUUCGAUGGAUUGAUUGGGAAAAGUUGGAACGCAUGGAGAUUCAGCCUCCUUUCAAACCAAAGGCAUGCGGGCGCAACGCCGAGAACUUCGACCGAUUUUUCACCCGUCAUCCGCCAGUCUUAACUCCACCUGACCAAGAGGUCAUCAUGAAUAUUGACCAGGCAGAAUUCGAGGGGUUCUCCUUUAUUAACACGGAGUUUGUCAAACCUGAGAUUACAUGUUAAACAGUGCCUGGGGGAGGAAUGGGGAGGAAAGGAGAGGGGAGGGGGUUGGGGGGUCACAUCUCCUUAUCACAGUAAGAGACCCUUGUUCCGGGUUGUGCAGCAUGUUCAGAGGCUGUUAACUGUUCCGUGAUGUUUGCUUUGCAAAUCUCUCUCAAAGCGUGUUGGGAAUGCGGUUUUCCAUCCAUCAUUUCAUUACACAGCGAGACACAAAGUGCACACAGCAGCUGCUGACCAGUUCCCAUCGCAGGUGCUUCCCUAGAUAGUAACUCUGUAUGAAGAUGCUUUGCAAAAUGAUUUGCUGCCUUGAUUGCCAAAAGCUGUUCUAUAGUUCAUUAACUGCCUCAAGCCAGUGGCUUUUCUCUCGCUCGACUACAAAGCACAGAGAUAACCCAAGCCCCCCCACCCCCCACCCCACCUUCCCCCCCCCCAUCCCUUCGUUACUGCAGAGUGAGACCCGGCCUAACAUUGCAGAGUGGAGUCAUGAACGUUUCCUCUGGUUGGUGUUUCUGUCUGUGGCCGUGUGUGCAAUCCAAACCAGGAGACCUCUCAUCAGUGGGUUUUAGGAUGUCCAUCUCAGCUAUUCCAAAAAAAAAUGUGUCAAAUGAAGUUCUUUCUCAGUGUAUUAUUGCCCGUAUAAUGUGACCCUGGUGGCUGAAGUGUUCUUUGAAUUGAAAAUUGUGUCUGUAAAAUCUGCUCAGUUCUAGAAGUGAUUGUGACUGUCUCGUUUAUCCUGUUAGUGUGAUCCAAUAAGUUCUUCCCUCUCUGAGCUGAAUGAUUAUGUAAGGCCAGCCUUUCCUCUCCUAACCUGGCCUGACUCUCAGUGGAUCUUUCAGGAGGGUGCGAGGCAUGUUUAAACUGAUAAUGAAACCUUGCAAGACAUUUUAAAAAGAAAUAAAUUGAUGCAUGAC